AUGCAGUUUAACGCACAGCCUGCCGUCCAUGACCCGCGCUUUGCUCCCAACACUGAUACUAAUGGCACCUGUUCACCAGCCACAGACAAUGACCCAUCUGCUGUCUCUGCCACGAGAAAACACGUCGAUAUUGACAAGCAGUGCGCUGUUCCUCAGUACAACGGCGUCCCGUGCCCUGCUCCACUUGCUUGCUCGUCGCACACCGUACGUGACAAGCACACGGUCCCUGGCAGAAGUGCUCCGCUAGAACAACUCAUGGCUCGUCAGCAGCAAGAGUUGGCACAACACACUCAGCAAUAA
Aureobasidium melanogenum CBS 110374 is the source of this 300-nucleotide messenger RNA. RefSeq lists its product as uncharacterized. The transcript has a single exon. The coding region runs from base 1 to 300 and encodes 99 amino acids. The record is from RefSeq and is a predicted model, not a curated record. NCBI's taxonomy places the organism in Eukaryota, Fungi, Ascomycota, Dothideomycetes, Dothideales, Saccotheciaceae.